This is a messenger RNA of Phytophthora infestans T30-4, 921 nucleotides long. RefSeq lists its product as uncharacterized. Lineage: Eukaryota; Oomycota; Peronosporomycetes; Peronosporales; Peronosporaceae. The coding region runs from base 1 to 921 and encodes 306 amino acids. The record is from RefSeq and is a predicted model, not a curated record. The transcript has 2 exons.
AUGGAGACAAGCAAUUCUGCGCCUGUGGGUCUUCGCCAGCGUCAUAAUGCGUCUGGACCCAGUGCUCAAGGUCCAAAGACUGACGGUACUGAACGUCCUGCUGUGACUGUGGAGGGUCUGCUUAAGGAAUUAUACAAGAAUCACCAGCCUGACAAACUGAAAAAUGUUUCUAUCGUCGCGAAGGAGUACGCGGGCAAAGAACGUGAGCUUGUUGGGUUGCUGAAAGGAAAAUAUGGAGCGCUGAGUGUGAAGCGGCUGGAAGAAAACUUGGAGAUACUGGAGCGUGCUCACCGUGAUUGUAUAGCUGGCAAGGGCGCGGGGAAGAAGCGUGGCUGCUUUGUUCGCACGAUAUCGCUGCUGCUUUGGCUGUCGGUGCUGCUGUACUUUUCGUUCGGUGCUGUUUUUGUGAGCUUCGUUGUGCUGGAUGCGUGGGAGUGCCGUGCUCUUGACAAGGACGGCCAAGAGCUCGAAUCUGCUGAAGAAUGUGUUUCCUUGCAGGAGGAGCUGGACGCGUUUACGUACGAGCACGUCGCUGACUACAUUCGCCAAUCCCACCCGGAUAUUUGCUUUUGCUCGGAGUGGAAGGCUCGGGAGAAUGCAUUGUUCACAACACUUUCGGGCGACGACCUCAUGAAUUUGGUGAGGCUGGUGCCAUUUUCCCCCGACUCGUUUGGCUCAGCUUGGAUUGCUAGCGUGAAGGAGCAGGCUCCGUCGCAGGAGUGCUACAACAACUACGCGAAGCCUGUGGUGGAUCUGUGGCUGGAUGUUGGCUCGUUCUUGUGGUCUUCUGUUCUCGAGCUCGCAGGAUACGACGAAGUGUGUGAAGUGAAGUCUCAGACCGUGGAAAGUGUUGUGGAAAACGAGAAUCCAUCGGUGGACGAGGAAACUCUAUCAGCGAAGUUGAGAUUGACCCUGAUUUGA